AGCUAGUACAGUUAGCGUGUCAAGGGACUCUUGACACCCUGUUCAAUCGUCAAGGACCCCGAAGAUAUAUCUUCAGAGAAAUUUAACCUUCCUUCCGGACGAGCCAGCAUCUUAUUUUACAAUUAAGUAGCAACCUUCUACUGUCCGUGAGCUAGCAAUGGCACAGAAGCUGCCUCCUCAAGCUCGCAGGCUCCGCACCAUCAUCGUCACCGUUCCUAUCAUGGGGGCAACAGCAUACGUGCUCUACGAGCGGCUUGUGCUUGGAAAACCUCGAAGAACGUUGCCUAGGGAGUCACCACAACACUCUUCUACAAUCAAUGAAUUACUGCCCGAAAACUCCAACGCUGGGAGCGAACACUGGUCAAAAGGAGAAUGA
Messenger RNA from Suillus paluster, 376 nucleotides. RefSeq lists its product as uncharacterized. Lineage: Eukaryota; Fungi; Basidiomycota; Agaricomycetes; Boletales; Suillaceae. The record is from RefSeq and is a predicted model, not a curated record. The coding region runs from base 158 to 376 and encodes 72 amino acids. The transcript is spliced from 2 exons.